UCAAGAAGCCCACAGGUACCCUUGGCCGAUGUCCGGAAAUCGAGGGAAGCCGGCCUGCUCUCAGCAGAGCCUUCAGCGGUCGUCCACCACCGUAGAGAGCAGCGCCUCCGAGAUCAGCGGCACCCGAGGCUCGCAGGACAGCGCCAGCAAUGCGGACGUCGAGGACCACCGAGGGAGCAUCUCGCCUCUGGACUACGUGGCUAGGGCUCGAGAUCCCGCGGUGGGUCUUCACUCGCCUUCUCCGGUUCGCGCUGGGGCGACAUGGUUCCACCGCUACAGGAGGACACCCGCAGCGUUGACCGGUCACUGCUUGCUGUACAGCCUGGCCGUCCUGACACUGGGAUCAGUGGCCUGCCUCGCCUUCAUGUUCAUCCGCCACAACGAGAAGGUGUACGCUAUCGUAUGGAGCUUUAUGGCCGAGCUGUUCGGGCGCAUUUUCCGCGAAGACGGACCAUGUUGAGUAGUUAUUGCGAGACAGUGAAGUGGCGGCCCCGGCAACGCUAACCAUUGUGUGGCGAAGUGUGAACAAACGGCAGGAAAUAAGGCAAAGACUGGAGGAAGACGCACCAAGGACUUUCCAGCAAACUACGCCCACUUCAGCACGUUCCCACUUGGGUCUGCAGAACUAGCCGACACCGACACACUUUGCAUUUUAUGCCGUUUACUCGGCUCGAUGUAUGAUUCGAUGAUUUAAAGGACGGCGAUUGUUUAAUAAAGAAAGGAGUAUAUGGACUCA
Molecule: messenger RNA, 736 nt
Organism: Dermacentor albipictus
Lineage: Eukaryota; Metazoa; Arthropoda; Arachnida; Ixodida; Ixodidae
Source: RefSeq, a predicted model, not a curated record